GGCAGCGGCAGACCAGCGCCGGAGUGAGGCAGGCGCCGACCGCAAGCCGGCCGGCCGUGGCAAGGACUGCAGCGACGCACCAUCGCCGGACUGGGGCGCGCGCCGACCGCUACUCGUUAACUCAACCUCCUCGGCGGAUAAGCAACUGCAGCCUGCGACUGUGCACGUGAGGGUGCGCUGGGCGAGAUGACUUUGUACGACACGCUACACUACAGCGUGGUGCCACCGCUGUUCCUGCUCUUCUUCACGCCCGUGGUACAGGUGCUGACGCGCGUGGCUGACCCGCAGCCGCUCUCCUGGGCUGUGUUCACCGGCAAUGCCUUCUCCUGGUGUUUCACGGCCGUGAUGGUGCUAUGGGCGUACUUAUUCCUGGUGCUGCCCGGGGCCGUCCACCACGGCCCGACCACCGACUUCGGCCAGACGCCCUCCUACCGCGCCAACGGCAUGCUCUACUACACAGCCACCCUGGCCGCGUACGCGCUGGUCGAGACGCUUCUGCUGCCGGGCGUCUCGGUGCUCGUGUUCUCCAACAUGGCGGCUAUCCUGGCGUCCCUGAAUGUGCUGGCGCUGCUGCUGUGCACGCUGUUGCUGGUGCGAGGCAAGACGGCGCCGCAGACGGCGGAGGUGGUCCCUCCGCGACCGCUGCCACACGAGUUCUACCGCGGCAUGGAGCUGCAUCCGCGCCUGCUCGGAGUCGACGUCAAACAGCUGACCAACUGUCGGCUAGGCAUGAUGCUCUGGCAGCUGCUGGUGCUGGUGUUCUGCGUGGCCGGCGCCCGGCUACACGGCCCCUCCGCCGGCCAGCUGGUAGGCGCCGCCAUCCAGACCGUAUACAUAGCCAAAUUCUUCUGGUGGGAGACGGGCUACUUCAGCACGCUGGAUAUCACGCUGGACCGCGCCGGCUACUACCUCUGCUGGGGCUGCAUGGUGUGGGUGCCCUGCUUCUACACGUACAGCACCUGCUUCCUGGUGCGCCACCGUUCGCUGCUGAACGACACGCAAGCGGGGCUGGUGCUGGCGCUGGGUCUGGCCGCCGUGGCUCUCAACUACCGCGUGGACCUGGAGAAACAGCGCUUCCGUCGGUCGACCGGCGAGUGCCGGCUGUGGGGCCGGCCCGCCACAUUCGUGUCGGCCGAGUACCGCACGGCCAGCGGCUGGCACAAGGCACGCCUGCUGACGGCAGGCUGCUGGGGCGUGGCGCGCCACCUGAACUACACGUUCGAGAUCGCCGCCGCCCUCUGCUGGUGCCUGCCUGGCCUGGGCCACGGCCUCUGGCCCUUUCUGUACGUGAUGUUCCUCAGCGUACUGUUGGUGCACCGCGUGUUCCGGGACGAGGCUAAAUGCGGUGAGAAGUAUGGCAAGGCUUGGCGGCGCUACUGCAGCCAGGUGCCGUAUAGGAUGGUGCCCUAUGUGUUCUAAAGUGACGCUCGGCGGGCAGAUCGAUGACAAAAAGAGCUGUACACCGAAAUAAACCGUGCUACUGCACCUAUGUGAACGUCAUGUAAGAAUGACAAUUUUACGCUUUUAA
Messenger RNA from Pollicipes pollicipes, 1528 nucleotides. Its product is annotated as 7-dehydrocholesterol reductase. Gene Ontology annotation, biological process: sterol biosynthetic process; brassinosteroid biosynthetic process. Gene Ontology annotation, molecular function: 7-dehydrocholesterol reductase activity. The coding region runs from base 187 to 1419 and encodes 410 amino acids. The transcript is spliced from 2 exons. Gene Ontology annotation, cellular component: endoplasmic reticulum membrane. The record is from RefSeq and is a predicted model, not a curated record. NCBI's taxonomy places the organism in Eukaryota, Metazoa, Arthropoda, Thecostraca, Pollicipedomorpha, Pollicipedidae.